This is a messenger RNA of Dermochelys coriacea (leatherback sea turtle), 422 nucleotides long. RefSeq names its product X-prolyl aminopeptidase 2 (gene XPNPEP2). NCBI's taxonomy places the organism in Eukaryota, Metazoa, Chordata, Testudines, Dermochelyidae. The record is from RefSeq and is a predicted model, not a curated record. Bases 180 to 422 code for a protein of 80 amino acids. The transcript is spliced from 4 exons.
AGAGGAAGUGAAAAGAAUCUGAAAGCUAGCUCUCGGCCUGUUGCUGACAAGGACCUGCUAUCUCGCGGGCACAGCUGCAACACUUUCUGGACAGGAGGAGUGGGACUUGGAAUCAAAGACUCAGACCUGGGCUCUUCGAUUGCACCUGGAAGAAGAAGGCUCCGGACUGCCAAGGAAACAUGCCCUCUUCGCACUGGACCACAUGGGCCUGGAUGCUUCUCCUUUCUGGCUGUGCUAUGGGAUGGCCGAAGCAAAGCAGCUCUGCCAGGAGUGACAUCAGAGACUGCACUACAUCCCCUCCGUUCCUGCCCCCCACGGCGACGGACACGAGUGCACAGCUAAAUGCCCUGCGCCAGCGCAUGCAGUUCUAUAACAUCAGUGCCUACAUCAUCCCAGCCACCGAUGCACAUAUGACACCAUGA